Molecule: messenger RNA, 1753 nt
Organism: Cucurbita pepo subsp. pepo (vegetable marrow)
Lineage: Eukaryota; Viridiplantae; Streptophyta; Magnoliopsida; Cucurbitales; Cucurbitaceae
Product: cytochrome P450 72A397
Molecular function (GO): monooxygenase activity; oxidoreductase activity, acting on paired donors, with incorporation or reduction of molecular oxygen; iron ion binding
Source: RefSeq, a predicted model, not a curated record
CAGGGUAGGAACCAAAUUGUUAAACUUGAUUAUAUCAUAUUCCCUUUCUCCAUCUUCCGGUGGCUCUGCAACUCGAAAUGAGCAUGACGAUGGGCGCUGCGAUUACAAUCAUUAUUGUGGCAGGUUCUCUUCUGCUAUGGGGAUGGAGCUUCCUCAACUGGAUUUGGCUGAAACCGAAGAAGCUCGAGAAGCAGUUAAGAGAGCAGGGCCUUGCCGGAAAUCCCUAUCGCCUUCUCUUUGGCGAUUCCAAGGACAUGGCGACCGCGAUUCGCGAAGCCAGAUCCCAGUCCAUCAACUUCUCUCAUCAUAUCGCUCAUCGCGCCCUCCCUUCCUCGCACCUCACCAUCAAUAAAUACGGUAAGAAUUGUUUCGCGUGGGUUGGACCAACUCCAAGAGUGUAUAUAACAGACCCUGAACAACUUAAGACUGUCUUUUCUCUCAUCAAUGACAUUCCUAAAGCCCCUUUAUUUCCUCCUGCAAGAACCCCCGGAAGUGGCGGACUUGUCUCUCUCGAGGGAUCUAAAUGGGCUCAACAUAGAAAGAUCAUCAAUCCCGCCUUUCAUACCCAGAAGUUGAAGGACAUGUUUCCAGCGUUCUUUGAGAGUUGUAAUGAGAUGAUUAACAAAUGGGAAGUGAUGGUCUCUGAGGAAGAAGAAGGGUGUUUCGAGUUAGAUGUUUGGCCCGAUUUGCAGAAUAUGACUGCAGAUUCGAUAUCUCGAACAGCAUUUGGGAGUAGCUAUGAGGAAGGAAAGAAGAUCUUCCAGUUUUUGAAAACCUGGGUUUCUUUAUUGGUAGCACGCCUAACAAAGGGUGUCUAUAACAUUCCGGGAUGGAGGUUUGUACCAACCCAGAUGAAUAGGAAGAUGGAGGAGGUUAAUAGAGAAAUAAAAAGUAUGGUUUGGGGAAUUAUAAGCAAGAGACAAGCGGCUAUGGAGGCUGCUCAAGUUUCUAAUAAUGCUGAUCUUCUUGGGAUACUUUUGGAAGAAAAUAAGAAAGAUGCUGUUGGAAUGUCUAUGGAGGAUAUCAUUAGUGAGUGCAAGCUUUUUUAUUUUGCUGGCCAAGAAACGACGGCCUCGUUGCUUGUUUGGACGAUGGUUCUACUUGGUCGGUAUUCGGAAUGGCAAGAUCGAGCAAGAGCGGAAGUGCUUGAUGUUUUUGGUGAAGACAAGAAAGUAGAUUUUGAUGGUUUAAAUCGUCUCAAAGUAGUGAGUAUGAUACUAUAUGAAGUUCUCAGGUUAUAUCCUCCCGUUGGAAUCUUAGCUCGAGGAAUACACAAGGAAACAAAGCUUGGAAACUUGAUAUUGCCGGGUGGGGUGUCAUUAGGCAUACCAAUCAUUCAUAUCCACCACGAUCACCAAAUAUGGGGUGAAGAUGCAGAUGAGUUCAAGCCAGAGAGGUUUUCAGAAGGAAUUUCCAAAGCAACAAACAAUAAAGUUUGCUUCCUACCAUUUGGAUGGGGUCCUCGAAUUUGUGUUGGUCAAAACUUUGCCAUGAUUGAAGCAAAAAUAGCACUAUCAAUGAUUUUGCAGAGCUUCUCCUUCCAACUUUCCCCAUCUUAUACUCACUCUCCUGCUUCAAAUGUCACUGUUCAACCACAACAUGGAGCUCAUCUCAUCCUCCGUAAGCUCUAAUAGUUUCAAAGUUCAUAUAUCAUUCCCUUUUUGUGUUGUAUAAGUUAUGUCUAAUAUAAAUAACUCAAUCAUUCAGACAUUAUAAUAUACUUUGAUUUAGCAAAAAUAAAGUGUGUUCAUAA